Molecule: messenger RNA, 3492 nt
Organism: Peniophora sp. CBMAI 1063
Lineage: Eukaryota; Fungi; Basidiomycota; Agaricomycetes; Russulales; Peniophoraceae
Source: the annotation of a GenBank genome assembly
AUGGACGCCGCGGCACACGACCACGAGAAGAGCACCGACGCCAGUAUCGGAGAGGGUGCGAGUACGGCCAACUCUCCCGAUUUAGCCACGCUUCCCAUCCGCACUGUCAAUUUUCCCGACGCCGACCCUUCGCAUGAGCAUGACGACAAGCAGCCCCGCGGUGUCGAGCUGCGCCAGCACAUGACGCAGGAGGAGAUACAACUUGCCGCGGCUGGUUACGAGCACCUUGACCAGGAGAAGAAGGGGAAGAGCGAUGAAGGCGACGAUUCAAACGUCGAUAUCCGGGAGCAUCAGCUCUCCCUAGUAGAGCUUGCAGAGACCCUCAAGACCUCGUUCGAGCCAAAGAACCCCUCCACCUCAUAUGGUCUGACUGCAGACGAUGCGGCCGCUCGCCUUCUGGCUGACGGGCCCAACAUGCUCACACCGCCCAAGAAGAAGUCCGCGCUGAGAAAGUAUUUGGACUGCUUACUGAAUCUGUUCAACAUCAUUCUGAUCAUCGCUGGUUGUCUGGAGUAUAUUCUCCUGGGCGUCGACUUCAAGGACAACUUCGCCAACACGUAUCUUGGGGGUAUCCUCAUCGCGGUUGCGUUUCUGAACGCCUUCAUCGAGUUCUACCAGCUGCAGAAGUCUGCGGCCAUCCUCCAGAGUUUCCUUGCGCUCAUACCACCGUCUGCGAGAGUGGUUCGUGAUGGUACCCUCACAUCGGUCCCAGCAGCCAAUCUUGUUAAAGGCGAUGUGGUUCUACUACGUGUUGGGGACAAGACUCCCGCGGACUGUGUGAUCAUUUCGGCGACUGACCUCAAGGUGGACAACAGUAGUUUGACUGGCGAAUCGGAGCCGCAAGAGCGGAUGGCGAAGCCUAACGGCAUGUCAUGUCGUGCUGUUGAGGCGGAGAACGUCGCUUUCAACUCCACCCUUAUCGUCAACGGCGAGGCUUAUGGAGUCGUCAUCCGCACUGGCGAUCACACCCUCAUCGGGCAGAUCGCAAAGCUCACUGGUAGCGAGUCGGGCAACAAGAGCCCGCUUGGCACGGAAAUCGCGCACUUCGUCUCCCUUGUAGCGACAGUCGCUGGCUUCUUUGCAGUCGUAUUCUUUGUUGUGGGCAUAACUACGGCGUACAAGGGACAGGCCUCGCUUACAGUAACGUUUGCGGUGUCAGUUCUGGUCGCCUUCGUGCCGGAGGGGCUGCCGUCGGUUGUCACUUUGCUGCUCUCCAUCGCGGCGAAGCGCAUGGCUGCUCAGAAUGUCCUUGUCAAGGACCUGCAGGGUGUCGAAACGCUUGGAUCUUUGACCUUGCUUGCAACGGAUAAAACCGGGACUCUCACCAGGAACAUGAUGACCGUGACCAAUCUGUGGAAUGGAACCAAGAUGUACUCCGCCUUUCAGUCGAACAACGACGAGGAUGACACAGCAGUUUUCUCCCGUAGUGAACCCGGCAUGGAUGACCUACUUUCCGUCGCGGCUCUCAACUCUCGCAUCAAGUUUGACAGGACCGACGUCCCCUUCGGGCAACGUGAGAUCCUCGGUGACGCCACAGAAACCGGCCUUUCUAGGUUUGCUGGGCGGCAGAUUGACGACUACGACGCCUACAUCGCGCGGUAUCCCAAGGUCUUCGAAGUACCCUUCAACUCAUCUAACAAGUGGGCGCUAGUCAUCGUCAACAAGCCGCAUCACUCCGGUAGUUUGAUCUCAUACAUCAAAGGAGCGCCCGAACGCGUCCUCGCCAAGUGCUCCCACUACGCCAAGCCGAACGGCGACGUUGUGCCGAUUAACGAUGCCUUCCGUGCAGAGUACGAGUCCGCGUACAACUACAUGGCCUCCCGCGGGCAUCGAGUCAUUGGUUGCGCUCAAAAGCUGCUCUCAGGCGAACGCUACCCCAGGAACUACGGCUUCUCUAAGAACGAUCUCAACUACCCGACCGAGGGCUAUACGUUUGCUGGACUCAUCUCGCUCGAGGACCCGCCGAAGCACGGCGUACGCGAAGCGAUCGGAACGCUGCGACUGGCGGGCAUCAAGGUCAUGAUGGUUACUGGAGACCACCCAAAGACCGCUGAGGCCAUCGCGCGCAAGAUCAAUCUCAUUCUCGGAGACACGAAGGAGACGCUCAGCGCCAAGACGGGCCGGCAUGUUGAUCAGAUAUACGAUGACGAGGUCCAGGCGGUGGUCAUACACGGAGACGACAUCGACACCCUCGAGGGCUGGCAAUGGGAUCUGAUCUUCAGCAAGCAGGAGAUCGUGUUCGCGCGGACUUCUCCUCAGCACAAGCUUGAGAUCGUCAAGCGUGCUCAGGCUCUUGGGCAUAUCGUCGGAGUGACUGGUGAUGGUGUCAACGACUCCCCUGCACUCAAGAAGGCUGAUUUGGGCAUUGCCAUGAACAUUUCCGGUUCUGAUGUCUCGAAGGAGGCCGCAAACAUGAUCCUUCUGGACGACAACUUCGCCUCAACUGUCAAGGGUGUGCAGGAAGGCCGCCUGAUCUUCGUCAACCUCAAGCGGUCUAUUCAAUACACCAUCUCCCACAGUAGUCCGGAGGUUAUCGCUCAGCUUCUUUACGUUGUGGUACCGAUCCCGAUCCCACUGUCUGCCAUUCUUAUUCUCGUCAUUGAUCUUGGCUUUGAACUGUUCGUCGCGCUUUCUUUCGCGUGGGACAAGCCAGAAUCGGCUGAGGCCGUCAUGCGUUUGGGUCCCCGUAAACCCGUGAAUGACCGCUCAAUCACCAGUCUUAAGCGUCGCGCUCUCCGACGCAGCAAGACCCUUGCGCGCGAUGCCGAAACGAACGAGGUCAUACAGCCGAGCCGCUUCUCUCUCUGGGCAGAGAAGCUCAAGGCACCAUUCACCAAGACGUACUGGCAAGACAAGCUCGAGAAGACGGACAAUGAGACGCUGGUUGACAACAGGCUGCUGAGUUAUGCUUACCUGGAGGCUGGUAUGAUCGAGACCGUUGGCUCACUCGUCGCAUACUUCGUCGUCUUCUGGAAACAGGGCUUCUCCCCUAGCGACCUUCAUCGUGCCCAAAGUGCUGGGAAUGUUUACUUCAAGAGCGAUAGCCCUGACUUCGUCAACUACCGCGGUGACAGCUUGAGUGGCUCACAGCAAGUGCAAGCUCUGGGGCAGGCGCAAGGCAUUGUGUACCUUUCCAUCUUCAUCAUGCAGGCGUUCAAUGUAUUCGCUGUCAAGGCUAGAUUUACUUUCCCGUUCGGUCGCGCGGCCGUGGGGAACCCGUACAACUUUGCGGGCAUACUUGCGGGCGCCUGUCUGGGCAUCUUCAUCAUCUACACACCGCCGCUGCAUGUAGUUUUCGGAGGCUCAUUCCACCUCUCUCCGUUGUACUGGCUCAUUCCGGUCGGCUUCGGCUGUCUACUUCUUGUAUGGGCCAGUAUUCGCGUGCUGUUGAUGCGCAAAGCCAUCGCGCAGGCACGGGUCAAGGAUAUCAAAGGUCUCAUGAUGUUCCCGACAAUGCGUACUAUGAGCGUUCGCACACGCAGCCUGCAUUGA